CGGCUGCGUAAGACGCCGCGGCCACCAGACGGCACAGUGCAGUGCAGGCUGAGACAAGACGACGUUGCGCUUUGCGUUGCCUGCGGGCGUGGAUGUAUAUUAGGCUGGGAGCGAUCCCACUCGCAUGUAUAUAGCGCCUCAGCUAGUCCUGGCUUUGUUACCUUCUUCCCCUGUGCAUGCUUCUUUGUUGUCCAGCGUACAGUCCGUGGCAUAGUUCAGGCGUCCUUUCUUUGUUUCUUAGCUUGUUCUGGAGAAACACUCCAGAUAUCGUAUACUGCUAGCACAGCGUAAUCCCCGCCGGUCCGCACACGAUGCUCGACGCACUCCCGUCGCCGACGCGCUCGCUCGACGACCUAAGCAGGGAGGAACGCGCCUUUACGUUUGCCCACUUCACGUGCGAGCACGCCUGGGUCAUUGGCAACAUCUUGCGCAACGCCCUGCGCACCGCCGACUGCCCCGCCAUCAUCCACAUUUCGCUGUCGUCCUCGCAGACGCUCUUCCAUUCGCCGUCGAUGCCCGGCUGCAUGCCCGACGACGAGGCCCAGACACGCCGCAAAGCUGCGACCGUUCUGAGGUGGGGCCACUCGACGUGGUACCUGCAUUGCAAGUUCAACGGAGACGAGAAGCGGUUCAGCGAGAGCUAUGGGCUCACUGUCGACGAGAAGGCGAGGUACAGCUUGGAAGGAGGUGGGUACCCCAUCUUCGUGAAGGGGCUGGAGGGCGUGGCUGGAUCAGUGGUGCUCUCGGGCAUAGAUGGCGAACAAGCGCAUAUGGUGCUCUUGAAGGCACUCGAGGAGUACCGCGAGCUGAGGAACGACUUCCGCAGUCCAAUGAGAAGCAUGACUGUCAAGUGACUGCAUGGCAGUGGUCAAGAGGAGGGCAAGGUAGGCUUGGGCAUCCAGGCGCCGGUGCAGCCGCCCAGGAGCAGGAACAGAAGCGCCAGCGGGAACGUCCUUAAUGGAAUUGCCGAGAGACUAUUCACGGUAGCGGCAAGGUUGGAUGAGAACGAUGACAAGGAUCGGGGGCGGAAAGAGCACAAACAGCGGUGGAAGACAUGAACACGGGGAACGACUCAGCAUUUAAAUCAUGGAUUGGAAUGUCUGCACGGGACGGAACCCCAGGCGUCCGUCGAUUGCAUCAAAGGCGAUC
This is a messenger RNA of Paraphaeosphaeria sporulosa, 1149 nucleotides long. RefSeq lists its product as uncharacterized. The record is from RefSeq and is a predicted model, not a curated record. NCBI's taxonomy places the organism in Eukaryota, Fungi, Ascomycota, Dothideomycetes, Pleosporales, Didymosphaeriaceae. The transcript has a single exon. Gene Ontology annotation, cellular component: TRC complex. The coding region runs from base 312 to 854 and encodes 180 amino acids. Gene Ontology annotation, biological process: post-translational protein targeting to endoplasmic reticulum membrane.